CUUAGGGUUAGGGUUUUGGUUCCUGGGUUCGAAUUUAUUCUCCAUUUGCACGUCGUUCACUCUCAUCGGCAACAGGGUUUCGUUCUGUUACUUCAAUUUCCAUGGCGACGGCAGCAGUCAAUGCCCCGGCAAAGAGGAAGCCGGUCUUCAUAAAAGUAGAAGAGCUUAAGCCUGGUACGAGCGGCCAUACUCUCAUCGUCAAGGUGGUGAGCUCCAAAAAUGUGAAGAUGGUCAAUAAAGGUGGACGAUCCGCGAUGCUCACGGCUCGCCCUCAGCAAUUAACUCGUAUCUCUGAAUGUCUUGUUGGUGAUGAAACUGGUUCCAUAGUCUUCACAGCUCGAAAUGACCAAGUUGAUAUCAUGAAGCCAGGUAACACCGUGACCCUGCGGAAUGCAAAGAUUGACAUGUUUAAAGGCUCGAUGAGGUUAGCAGUUGAUAAAUGGGGACGAAUUGAAGUUGCCGAACCAGCUAACUUUGAGGUUAAAGAGGACAACAAUCUCUCUCUGGUUGAAUAUGAAUUAGUUAACGUUGAAGAGUGACUUCAAAUAAUGCGAUGUUGAUUUAUCAUGGAUUUACUUUCUAUUGUGUGGUGGAGGACUGCUGCUAUUAACUGGGAUACAGUUUUAUAUAGCAACACAAAUCUUGCUGAAAGGGUAAUAUUAGCUGAUUAUUGCUGGGACUAUAAUUUGGAUCUGGAAAGGGAAGUGCAAGUCCUACUUUCUCAUCGUAUCAAUUGGAAAAGUAAAUAGAGGGUUUUAUCACUGCA
This is a messenger RNA of Momordica charantia (bitter melon), 766 nucleotides long. RefSeq lists its product as uncharacterized. Lineage: Eukaryota; Viridiplantae; Streptophyta; Magnoliopsida; Cucurbitales; Cucurbitaceae. The record is from RefSeq and is a predicted model, not a curated record.